This is a messenger RNA of Moneuplotes crassus, 275 nucleotides long. The record is from the annotation of a GenBank genome assembly. NCBI's taxonomy places the organism in Eukaryota, Ciliophora, Spirotrichea, Euplotida, Euplotidae.
UAAUUUCUCAAGUCAAAUGAACACAAAAUCUCAGACAGAAUCCCUAAAAAUGCACCAGUUGAUCACCAAUAACCUAGUCAGCAUUACUACGCAUUGUAUGGCAGAGUGUAUCCCUUCAUUCAAGGGGAAGGACCUAUCGCCAAUAGAGCAGAUGUGAGCCAUAGAGUGCUAUGCUAGACAGCUUAAUAUCAAGAAUAUCAACCAAAGCUCUCUCCAAGCUAUUGACACACAACCACAGCAAGAAGAAAGUUAUUAUUAGGCACCAUUUUAAUGUG